AUGAGACUCAGUGAGAUGUUGUCUUCUCUGAUUCCUCUGCAGCUUCCGUCUCGUAUGGAAACUCACAUUUGGUAUAUAUUACCUAACCAAGUGAAGACUGAAUCUCUACUCAAACACUACUCUCAGCUUCUCUCACCAUCCGAGAAAGAUGAUCUUCUCCGUAUGCGAAGUGAUGAGCUAAGGAAGAAGAAUGCAUUGCUUGCUCGUACCUUGGUCCGGACCACAAUCGCAAGAUAUCAGACAAACAACAGCAACUCUCUGGUCGAUCCAAGAUCCUUGAGAUUCAAGAACAAUUCAUACGGAAAGCCUGAAUUAGAUUUGGAGAAUGAUGAUGACACUACAAACCCGAAACUGCAAUUCAAUAUCUCACACACAGAUUCACUGAUAGCUUGUGGAGUGACAGUAAACGCUCAUGUGGGUAUUGAUGUUGAAGACAAGACAAGGAAGACGAAACAUGAUGUCUUAGCACUCGCAAAGAGAUUCUACUCAUCUCAAGAAGUCAGCUUCUUGUCGACUAUAACAGACACUGAGGCUCAGCGUAAGGAGUUUAUAAAGCUAUGGACUCUCAAAGAAGCUUAUGUGAAAGCCUUAGGCAGAGGCUUCUCUGCUUCACCUUUCAAUACCUUUUCAAUCAUCCAAACAGAAGAAAGCUACAAUCUUUGCCAAGCAGAGGAGAGUGUUGGUGAAUGGAAGUUUAAGCUUCUGGACUUGGCUGCUUCUUCUCAUUAUGCUGCAAUCUGCAUUGAAGAUGAUGGAGUCAGAGUUCCUAUGAAUGUGAUUGUCCACAGAACCAUUCCAUUCGUAGAAGAUGAACUUAUCUCUGAUUGGAGACUGCUCUAG
This is a messenger RNA of Microthlaspi erraticum, 840 nucleotides long. The record is from the annotation of a GenBank genome assembly. Lineage: Eukaryota; Viridiplantae; Streptophyta; Magnoliopsida; Brassicales; Brassicaceae.